GACUGCAAGAGAUGGGGUUUCUUGGAGAAGAUGCAUCAAAUCUUAAAGUCGUAGACUGUUUACUGAGGUUGUUUGUGAUUCCCUUAAGUGUGGCCUCCAUAUGGCUGUCUGUCUCCAACCAACAGGAUAAUAGCAGUUAUGGGAGAAUUGAAUUCAGCAAUCUCACGGGACUCAAGUACAUGGUUGUCAUUAGUGCUGCAUCAGGUGGAUAUGCUCUUCUUACUGCUAUAUCUUUGUGGGUCAGGAGUUUAGUCACUAAAGCAUGCUUCUUCUUUCUUUCUGACCAGAUUGUAGCAUACUUAAUGGUUACAUCAUUGGCUGCAAUUGGGGAAAUUCUUUACUUAGCCUAUAAUGGUGACCAGAAGGUGACAUGGAGUGAAGCCUGCAGUUCUUAUGGAAAAUUCUGCAGUAGACUGAAGCUGGUUUUGGUUAUCCAUGCCAUCACACUUUGUUGUUUCCUUGUAUUAGCUGUGAUUUCAGCUUACAGGGUCUUUAGCAGAUUUCAGCCUCCUUAUGUUCCUAUUAAAGAGAAUGAAGAAGAAAAGGAAAUGCAUAAAUGAACUCAUUUGCCUGUUUCUACAGUCAACUAGUGUUAAUAGUUUUAGUAACAAAAAUUUCACAUACAUGGAUCAACCCUUGAUCAGUCCAUUUCAGAUGACAUUAUCUGAUAUUGUUGUUACCAUUUGUGAGUGGGCAAACGAUAUAACAUAAUCCAAUAUUUGUGUCAACCCUAUAUUGUUACCAUUUGUGAGUGGACAAACACUAUAUAUUUGUGUUAAUAUAGUGUUUGAUGAAUAAAAGUGUUUUCUUUA
This is a messenger RNA of Nicotiana tabacum (common tobacco), 812 nucleotides long. RefSeq names its product CASP-like protein 2D1. Lineage: Eukaryota; Viridiplantae; Streptophyta; Magnoliopsida; Solanales; Solanaceae. The record is from RefSeq and is a predicted model, not a curated record.